Lathyrus sativus (Indian pea) is the source of this 318-nucleotide messenger RNA. The record is from the annotation of a GenBank genome assembly. NCBI's taxonomy places the organism in Eukaryota, Viridiplantae, Streptophyta, Magnoliopsida, Fabales, Fabaceae.
AUGGGACAAUGUCACCAUAGGCAUGCUAUUGUAUGUGAUGGGGUGAUUAUGAAAUCAGGAUUUGUUCUGGAACCUGAUGUAGUAUUGUCUUCCUUAGAGACAGUGUUGACGAUCUUGCAUGCUGGUGGAAAAUUUGGUGGUGUUAAUAGUGGCUACUCUGUUUCCGGAGGUUUACAUGGUGUUGGCUUAUCUGUUGUUAAUGCCUUGUCUGAGGUAUUAGAGGUAACCGUUUGGCGUGAAGGGUUGGAAUACGCACAAACAUAUUCUCGCAGGAAGCCGGUGACAACUUUGAAUUAUGCCAGCACCUAUCAAUGGUGA